Molecule: messenger RNA, 1672 nt
Organism: Phodopus roborovskii (desert hamster)
Lineage: Eukaryota; Metazoa; Chordata; Mammalia; Rodentia; Cricetidae
Gene: Rfng
Product: RFNG O-fucosylpeptide 3-beta-N-acetylglucosaminyltransferase
Exons: 8
Coding region: 1-993 (330 amino acids)
Biological process (GO): pattern specification process; regulation of Notch signaling pathway
Cellular component (GO): Golgi membrane
Molecular function (GO): O-fucosylpeptide 3-beta-N-acetylglucosaminyltransferase activity
Source: RefSeq, a predicted model, not a curated record
AUGAGCCGUGUGCGGGGGCUGCUGUGCCGGGCCUGCCUCGCGCUGGCCGCGGUCCUGGCCGUGUUGCUGCUGCUGCCGCUGCCGCUGCCGCUGCCUCGCGCGCCCGCACCGGAACCCGAUCGGAUUCCGACCCCUGGUCUGACUCUCGAGGUCUCCCGCCUGCAGCCCGACGACGUCUUCAUCGCAGUCAAGACCACUCGGAAGAACCACGGCCCGCGCCUGCGGCUGCUGCUGCACACCUGGAUCUCACGAGCCCCUCGGCAGACGUUCAUUUUCACUGAUGGAGACGACCCUGAGCUCCAGCUGCUGGCCGGAGGCCGCAUGAUCAACACCAAUUGCUCUGCCGUGCGCACACGCCAAGCACUGUGCUGUAAAAUGUCAGUGGAAUAUGACAAGUUCAUAGAAUCUGGACGAAAAUGGUUCUGCCACGUGGAUGACGACAACUAUGUGAACCCCGAGAGCCUGCUGCAUCUGCUUUCCACCUUCUCUUCCAGCCAAGACAUCUACCUGGGGCGACCCAGUCUGGACCACCCCAUCGAGGCCACCGAGAGGAUCCAGGGUGGCGGCACCUCUAACACAGUGAAGUUCUGGUUUGCUACUGGUGGGGCUGGGUUCUGCCUGAGCAGGGGCCUUGCCCUCAAAAUGAGUCCAUGGGCCAGUCUAGGCAGCUUCAUGAGCACGGCCGAGCGGGUUCGGCUGCCGGAUGACUGCACAGUAGGCUACAUUGUGGAGGGGCUUCUGGGUGCCCGUCUGCUGCACAGUACCCUGUUCCACUCCCAUCUGGAGAACCUGCAGAGGCUGCCGUCCGAUGCCGUUCUGCAGCAGGUCACCCUGAGCUAUGGGGGUCCUGAGAACCCACGUAAUGUGGUGAAUGUGGCUGGAAGUUUCAGUAUACAGCAGGACCCUACACGGUUUCAGUCUGUGCACUGCCUUCUCUAUCCAGACACCCACUGGUGUCCUAUGAGGGACAGGGGUGAGGUAGCUUUUCAGUAGCUGAUGGCCCCUGGUGGCUGCCCUACCUGGCUCCCUCAGACCUUGGACUCAAGCAAUCAGCAGAAGACGAGGCUGCUUGAAGACCUCACACAGUCCCUCUUCCAGUUGGACACCAGGUACCUCGGGAAAGUGAGGACAGCGAGCUGUGCAUGCCAAGGUCAUCCAGGAGCGUGGAGAAAGACAAUGCGCCAAGCCGCAGAUGCUCCUAGCCUAACUUGAAGGUCUUCCCACUGAUAAAGUCUACUACCCCAGUGACUGUGGCCCAGGAGGGGACUGGUUCCCAGCCUCCUACAGCUGCAGCUUCUCCUCGCCUGCAGAAGAUGGUGCAGGGUGGGCUGGUCAUUAAGGAAUGGGCUCCAGGCCUGGCCACAGACUCUUCCUGGAGGGCUCACAGGGCCACUGUCCAGACACAGAGUGUGCAGACUAGCCGGCCAAUGGAUGCCCCAAGGCUGUGCUUCCAAGUAGCCCUGCUGUUCUUCCAUUACCUCAACCCUUGGCCUCCCUGAGCUUCCCACAGAUCAAUGCGGCUCAAUGAGAGCCUUUCCUUUAGGCCCCUCAGGAGCAGGAUGCAGACCCAGAACCUUUUAUAGGGGUGCACUGUGGGGAAGUAGUUACGGUACUGAGUAAAGGCUCCUUUGUCAUUCUUAGUUUGGCUCCUCUUGUAAUGAGUGACCAAGAA